Messenger RNA from Drosophila elegans, 871 nucleotides. Its product is annotated as venom protease-like. The transcript has 3 exons. Gene Ontology annotation, biological process: proteolysis. The coding region runs from base 41 to 772 and encodes 243 amino acids. NCBI's taxonomy places the organism in Eukaryota, Metazoa, Arthropoda, Insecta, Diptera, Drosophilidae. Gene Ontology annotation, molecular function: serine-type endopeptidase activity. The record is from RefSeq and is a predicted model, not a curated record.
UUUGAGUUGAAAUCAGUUGAACAGUGUCUCUACGUUUGGAAUGAUGACCACUGCACGGAACGUAGCUUUUUGCAUUCUGCUAAUACUUGGGAUAUCAUAUGGAUCAUUUGUUACCUUGGAGCAAAAUUGUGGCCGACUUCAAAAUCCCUUAUUCUCCUCUCCUUGGCUGGCUAAAAUUCGAACUGAAACAUAUUCCGAAUUUUUUUGCGCUGGCAGCCUUAUAAACGAACGAUUUGUUUUGACGGCUGCUAGCUGCAUAUACAACCAAGGCAAACUUAUCGUUCGCUUGGGAGAGUUCGAUGGAUAUAAAAAGAAUAGCAAUCACAAUUACAUAUAUGAAGAUAUAAAAGUGAGGGGGGCCAUUAUACACAGGUCCUAUUUCCAAAAAAAUCAUCAGAAUAAUAUAGGUCUACUUAGAUUGCAAGAGGAUGUUGUAUAUAAGCCCCAUAUACAACCGAUAUGCAUUGAGGUAAAUGCGCAAAAAAAAUUGUAUCAAUCUACUUUUCGGAUAAGCCAUCCAAAAAUUCAAGAGUCUGAAAAAAAACGAUGGUGGCUUUGUCUCUAUUGGUGCUCUAGCCCAAACACCGACGAAUCACCUUUUGGGCUCAUUGGUAGCCCCAACACAACAAUUACAGAGGAAAUUUUUUUUCAAAAAGGAAUUUUAAGCCAUAAUAAUUCCGACGCCAAUAUUUAUACAGAUGUCAUGGCCUUUGCAAUCGAUUGGAUAUUACCAAAUGCGCUGGAAGUUGAUAUCAUAGUGUCAAACCCAUAACUAUCACACUAAGAGUUCUACUAAUACGACUUAAAGUUAUCAAUUAUAUUAAAUUAGCAAUAAAAAAAUGCUAAAUAAAAUAAACCGUUGAAAUAUAAA